Messenger RNA from Porites lobata, 24471 nucleotides. Lineage: Eukaryota; Metazoa; Cnidaria; Anthozoa; Scleractinia; Poritidae. The record is from the annotation of a GenBank genome assembly.
AUGAUGGAGUUAAACUUGAGCCGCCUGGACUUCUUGCAGGUGUGUGUGUGUUUAUAUCCUCCAUGGUGAUGCAGCAACCGUCACGAUUCACCAUAUUCACUCAAUUCAUCUUCAACGGCUUCUUUUCGUUCUAUGUCAGGUUGGUGUGACCUCUACCAAGACGAUGAAGCUGUUGUCUAGUGGAGGAAAACGUAGUGCGCAGAAGGUGAAAAAUUUUAAAAUAAUUUUCAAAUGUAGAUCUUUAGAACUCCUACUCUAAAUUUAUCCAUUAUGCAACCCAAAUGUAUUUAUAGGUUGCUAUAGCUGAUCAAGAUGGAGUAUUGACAUGUUUUGGGAUGAAAAAGACCACUUCCCAGGUAAUUUAGGACAUAAAAUGUAAUUUUCCUAUCUUGUUCAUUGCCGGCCAGCCUCUAAAUGAAAUGGGUGCUGUUCAUGCCCUGGUUGUUCAAAUUUUGGAUAAAUCUAAAUCUAAAUCUAAAUAUCGUUAUGUCGGCAAAAUAGUUUGGGACAUCACGCCAACUCUAAGAUAAUAAUAAAUAAAACUAUACUAGAAUAUACAAAACUAUUAAAAACUAUUAAAAAAAACUAUUAAAAACUAUUAAAAAACUACUGAUAAAAAGAAAACUAAAUUAGUUUGCUUUUAAAAAUACAGAGGGAUUGGAUAGUGUUAUCCACCCGGGUAAAAAUCUAUCUAAAGGUUAACACAGUAUUGGUUUCCCCAAUACUUAUCCAAUUGAUGGUGAUUUAUCUGGUGGAAAGCGCAAUUGCCCGUUUGAACAACCAAGACCAGGCCCUGGUUGUUCAAAAAUUGAAUAGCGCUAUCAACCAAAUAAAUUGUAAAUAAAUAAAUUGCUAUCCAGAGGAUAAGUAUUAUGAAAACCAUUUGCGCUCUCCUCUGGAUAGUAGUUUAUCCAGUGGGUAGCACUAUCCACCUUUCCAAAACUGGGCACCAGAUGUAUAGGCACUUCCUCAACCUCGGCAUGCAGUAGUUCCCACUUUAGGUACCAGUUUUUAAAGCAAUAACAACAUGUAUAGUGGUAGAGAGGGUAAACAUUUAAUAACUGUUGCCAUUGAGUAACUGAUAGCCUGCAAUAUUGUAGUAAUAUUUCUCCAGCUGUUGAUUGCAAAGGCAAGUAACUACUGGAAAUAUGUCACUUUUCCCUUGGGGGCUAAGCUGUCAACCCCCCUACAUCUUCAAAAUAUUGAGGAUUGAUAGGGAAGGGAUGAUAGAUGAUGUCAUAAUGUACGGUACAUGGCAUCAUUUGUGCAAAAAAUACCUGUUGAUUCCGAUCAUCACAAAUAUUUGUGACUCCAAAGGGCGAACAAAUUCACAAUUUAUUUCCUCCUCUUUUUCUCUUCACCUUUGUCACUUUGGUUUAAUUUGUGCUUCUUUUGUACAUCAUUACUAUGGAGUCCUUCUGCUUUUCCUCUUAUUUUAAGGAUAAUGUUGCCCUUCCACUGAUAUGAAUGAUGUGGUCUAGAAGCGUGCAAAGAAAGUCAUGUCCGAUAGCCCGGGGCUAGUGGAUUUUGCUAUCAGUCUAGUGAUUUUUGUUCUUAACUUGCCCAUCAGGCAAGUGUGGUUUAAAUUCAAAUUACAGAGGGAAAAUUGUAAUCAAUCCUGCUAAUCAAAAAGGGUUUUGGGGCUAGUUGAAAUGAGUUGUAGGCUAGUACAUGCUAGCUACAGCUUGCCCAAAUGGCAGGCUGUAAAACUGACUUUCUUUGCACCCUGUCUAGUCUAUCCAACAAACAAUUUCUGUACACCAUAAAUCUUGUAAAUAACUGCAAUUGGUAGUCCUAAGCCAGCUUGCGGUGAACGAAAGAGAGAUGCAAGUUCUGUUCUGUUACGAUUUGUUUUGUUUGAACUUAAAGUUGCAAUGCUCUUUAUGUGCAAACACCGUACUGCAAUUGGUUCUAGAGAUGAUAUACACAUAAAUGUAAUUUCUCCAGUAUCAGAAUCUUGCUAUUAUGGACGCUGAAUCGCAGUCCCAUCGAAAGUGUCCACAAUAAUGGGAGUUUACUGUAACUAUAACCUUUAGCUCAGUCAUUUUGCCUUUGGGGCUUUUUAUUUGGUAAUCAGCAGAAACAAAUACCCCUACUGCUCAUUUAACAAACUAAACUUUGUAUUUACAGUUUUUUAGUUCCUAGAAUAGGACAGUAUUCACAAACCAUUGUAAAUUAUAUAUGCUCUCACUUUAAAAAUACAGAUUGCAUUCAAGACUCUUCCUGGAGCACCAAUCUCUAAGUUGCAGCUAGGUGGGCUAGAUGGUCCAUCUCAAGAAAAAAUGUUUAUAGCAUCUGGUGCUGAAGUGCGUGGUUAUACUAAAAAAGGAAAGCAGUUCUUGGGCUUUGAUACCAAUCUGACGGAAAGUAUUCAGUCCAUGUAUGUAAAUCCAGUAUUAGAAUUAAGGGGGCUUACCAGUUUUUAGAACUGUCUGGUAGUUGUGGGUUUUUAGUUAAAACUGUUGAAAAAGGAAAUCUAAAGUAAAAUAAUAAUUUUAAAAAAUGCACAAUGUGGCUUGCCAUUUCUUAUUAUUGGUAAGUGCCAUUUAGUACGCUGUGGGAAAUAUUUAAGUGGAUUGUACCAUAAACGGUUAAAAUUUCCAGUUUCAGUAGACCUCUUUAGCUUGCAUGUUCUAUUUUCCCAAUGUAGGUUAUAGGAUUAUCUAAGUAAUUUGUCCUUUGUCCUUUUAUGAAUUAUGUGUAUAUAUUUUAAUUUGUGAAUAAGACAAAAUUUGAGAUUGAACAGUUCUCUGCGUCAACAUCCCAUGAUUUACAUUAAGAAAUCAGAUUAUGUGUAUAACGUUACAGGUCAAAAUUAAAUUCAGGUUAAAAUUUUUUAACCUGUAAGGUUGAUUCUCAAUUUUGUUUGUCUCCUAGCCCUAAUUCAACCUAGGCUGAGAAAUUUUGACCUGAAUAUAAUUUUGAUGUGUAACACAUGUAUUAAGCCAAGUCUAUCCAAGUGUGUUGUUCCAAAUCUAGUGGAACCUCCUCCUGUUCUAUUUCUUGUAUUCACAUCUAAAGUGCCUUGACAUACAUACAUAUUGCACAAAUCAAGUCUGCUUGUUAGACAAACUUAAGGGUGAAUUUAAAGGAUAAGGUAAUAAUCUGUUAUUUCCUUUAUUUCAUUCUUUAAAAUGUUGCACUAAGUUUGAUUCAAAUCUCAUGCCCAAAACGUCUCUGGGAUCUUUAAACUUUCAGGAGAGUAGGUGUUGAAGUGCUAGUCUAUUAUUUAUUUGUUGUUAGGUAUGUCAGUGGAGCUGAUCUUUUCCUUUGUGGAAACUACAUCUACAAUCAUUACCGUGACUGCAAAGACGAAAACUACUAUUUAUCUGGGGAUAAGAUCACUGAUGUUCUUUGUUUACCCACAAAGAAGUAAGAUCAGAAUCAAUUUUAAGAGCAAUCAUUAGCAUAAAAGAUAAGUUACUGCAUCAUUUAUGUUUUAUUACUAUUUUACAGAAGUGUUGUAUGACUAAGUUAAAAACAUGAGGCAUAGCCUCCCAGGUGGGGUACUCGGGAUUUCAAGUGAUGGGGAUGAUCGAAUGGAGCCUAAAGUCAAGACCCGAAAAAAUCCCUAGGGCUUCCAGCAAAACCCAAAAAAAUCCCUAGGCCACAAAUUAACCCCCAAAAAAUCCCAUGCCGAUUUUGUGGCCCUUAAAAGUUCCAGAAAGGGGUAAUGCUAUAACACAAAGAAAAACAUUGGAAAUUGAACAGUCGUGUUUGCUUAUUGAUCAUACCAUCUGAAUAUAUCCUUUCCCUCAUAAGUAAGUAAGUAAGUAAAGCCUUUAUUUAAAGAGGGUAGCACCUAAUAGCCAAAGGCUAAUAAACUUGUGGCCCUCAUAAAAUAAACAACUAUUUACAAUCUAAUAAAUAUUGCAAGCUAAAAUAUAUAAACAUUUAAAAUAAAACAAGAUUUGAUUUUUAUAUAUAUAUUUAAAAAAAAAAAUUAUUAAAUGUAAAAUGAUGCAAACAUUGUUGUUCCUCAAAAAUCUUGGCAAACAUGUUCUUUUUAAAACAUGCUACAGAAUCUAGUUUCCUAAUUUCAAUUGGUGUACUAUUCCACAGUCUUGUUGCCGAAACAGCGAAAGAGCGUCCUCCCUCUGUUUCUCUUCUAUAUUUAGGACAAACAGCAUUAAUGCUUGAAUAUCUAGUGUUGCGGGAGUGCCGCUUAUUAUUCAAAAUUAAGUGUUCAUUUAGAUAAUUUGGCAAAUACCCAUUAAUUCGCUUAUACAUUAUUAUGCAUUUAUCUAUCUUGUGUUGCUCAUAAAACGGAAUCCAACCUAGCUUGUUAAACAAAGCAACUGAUGGUGUCAUGCGAUUGGCAUAAGAAAUAACGCGUGCCGCACGUUUUUGGCAGUCAUUUUAAUAAGCUAGAGCAGGUGCUAGAGACACCCAGGAAUGGUUUUGUUUUAUUCGCAGAACUACGCAGCCAGGGCACUACUGAUUCUUUUUAAUACCCCCAAAAAAUCCCUACUCAAAUCAAGCUACCCAAGCCAAAUUUUAGUACCCAAAAAAAUCCCGGAAUCGAAAAUUUCAAACCCAAAAAAAUCCUUCGAUCAUCCCCAUCACUUGAAAUCCUGAGUACCCCCCCUGGGCAUAGCCUCAGACAUGUUUUGGCCUUAAAUAAUAAAACUCAAAUUGUAAGUAAAUAUUAGAUUUUAUGUAAUUUUUUACUUAUCAUUAUUUAAAUCAGUAAUCUCUCUUCAUGACAAAGAACAUCUUACAUUGUCAGUGUAUAACUAUAUUAAAUUUUUGUUGUUUAUCUCCAUCAGGGGACACCUAUCCUUUAAUUAUAAUUAUAUCCAAACAUAUCUGCUUUAUUUUUUGGAGGUUCCGUUAUGUAUUAUGUGAGGUUACAGACUGUCAUACUUACUGUACAUGUAUUGUACAUUUUAGAAGCGUCGAUGUACUAGUUCCAGUCUUGGCUUGUCAAGACAGGGUCCUGAGAGUUCUACAGGUAAUUAAUAUUUUUACAAUGUUUUUUCCGAUUUAGCAAAAACUAAUACAAGUGUGGAGCUAGAUUAUUACUUUACAAAAAUUAAAAAUAAUUAAUCGUACCAUGAAAAAUUCCUAUGAACAAUAAGCAUCAAAGUAAGAAAAGGUUUGCAUUAAAAAAAAAACCCUAUCACCUACACACACAGGGGACCCAAGGUUGUGUGAAAACACAAUUUCCUGUAGAUUAAUCAGCAUCUCUUUCUUACCUUCGUGAUAUUUAGGAUUCUGAUUUGUUGUAUGAAGUUGAAGUUGCGGGUCCUCCUCAAGUCCUCGCUCUGUACAAUGGAAGUGGAGGUAGGACUAAUUUGAAUUUAAUUUCAGUAGGUCAAUUCAUUGCUUAUUAAUUGAAGAUAACCAAGGAAAUUUGUUUUAAAACUGUAUUUCAGUUAAGAUAAGAACACAUAAGCUAGCCAUAAUUAUAUUGUAUACUGUCGCUGCUUUUGUGAUUUAGUUGGUUCACAUAUCAAUAAGGUACAAUGUUCUGCUGUUAACAGGUUUUUGUAACUUGAGGCUGUCAAAUGAUUUUACAUGACACAUGUAGAUAUUAUACUUACAACAGGGGCACCCAACGUCAAUUUUCGGAAAAUAUCUGUUCGGAAGACGAUUUGAGAUCUAGGAUUUUCGAAACAUUCAAGUUGUAAAAUUUCUUGCUUGCCUGCCUCUCCUAGGAUUUUCGAACAUCUAAAAAGUGGUAUCCCUUGUAGAAUCAGACACUAUGUAGAAUCUAUGCAAAUGCUAUGUCACAAAGCUAUGCAAAACCUAUGUUAAUCACUCAUACAUUGCUUUAACCAGAUCCUAUGUUGUUUCUAUGCCAGGACUAUGUUUUUUGUAUCGAAAAUGCUAUGUUUUCGCUAGUCAAACGGAACCUACUUAAAAGCUAUGCAGUUUUUAAAGGUAGGAAUAAAGGAAGAAAUGACAUAGUUUCCACAUAGCCUAUACAUACAGUUUACUUAGCUUGUGGAAAGAGAUUUUAGACUUCAUAGUCAACCUCAUAGAAAAAACAUAGAAAAUAAAUAGCCUUCACAUAGGACUGAAAUAGAGUUUACAUAGAAAAAUGGAACAGGGAACAGUCGAUUAAAUAGCUUUUGAAUAGGGUUUGCCUAGAAUUUAGAUAGCCUAGAAAUAGAAAAAACAUAUGAAAAACAUAGCCUUUUUAAAGGUGACAUAUACUUUGCAUAGCAUUAAAAUAAGGAAAACACAGAACAAAUAGUCUUUGCAUAGGUUUAAAAUAGGAUUUUAAUAGUAUUUGAAUAGGUAAAACAUAUCACAUACACAAGCUUUAACUAGAGUUCAAACUGAAAUUACAUAGAAUUGACAUAGUCUCUUAUGUAUGUAGGUUUCGAUCUGCUUAAGCAAAUGUAGUGUUUAAAAUACGUUCGUAAAAAUCACCAAAAUAGUAAAAAUAGUGUAAAAAUAUGAAUUAGAAUACCUUUUACAUUGGUAAGAAAUAGGUUUUGAAACGAAAAAUUGAAAAAUUAUGGCAAUAUAAUACCACGAACACUAAUAGUAACACAAAUGCAGUAUUUUCAUGGAGGUUUCAGAAUCGAAACCCCAAGUUUAAGUUUGCUUAUCGUGUAGACUUUUACUGAUAUCGUGCUCUUCAGUGCCAUACAGUUUCCUUUUGACUGCAACGAAUAAGUAUCUGCAAACAGAAAAGUGGAGAUUUUAAGGCAAAUGAACAUAAAAACAACCUGACGUUUUAGAACUGAAACGAAGGAGUAUCAAAGCGUGAUCGACCGAUCCUUGUUCAGAUACGCGAAAAGGGGAGACAACACAGGCAAAUCGAAACUUAAUUGAGAAAAACAUCACUUACCAACGUUAGGAAUACUUUUUGUUGAACCUGGCAGGAAAAAGACUGUAAAUUGAAGUAAAAAGAAGCGUCUUCUUGUAAACAACCACGCUUAUACAGCUCGUCUUCUUUGACUUGAAAGCGCCCGCGUGGAAACAGACAAUUUUCACACCUUUUCAUUGGUUGAAAAGGCCCACGUGACGAUAAAACGCAAAAUACGCAUGUGUUGAACUCACGGGCUUCCCUGGGAACUAGUGGAAACAAAAUGGCUGACAAACAUCCACCUAGGCAGGUAGCGUUUCGCAGUUUUGACCAUGCAGUUAUAUUCAGGAGACGUCCACAAUCAAGACGAAGGAUCGAACCCAAUGUAAAAGAAGAAAAUGAUGCAUGGAAGUAUCAUUUCAAGUGAAGAACUCUAUGGAAAAGCUAGAAAGGAAAGUUAAGACAGGAAUGAUGGAUGUAGCUAUUCAAUGUUUAACAAAAGUCUUCUCACUAAGAAACUAUCUGGAAGCACAAAAAAAAAUUAUAGUACAUGAUUUUUCAGUGUUUUAGUUUAAAACACUUCUUUUUACUUUGGAAGUAUGGUUAGCCUUCUGUAAGCGCUACCAUCAACAUGCCUAGUCAGUUAAAAGCUAUGUUGGAAUAUCACAUAGGAAACGCAUAGACUACAUAUAUUUUUCAUAUGAGUGACAUAGGAAAAAAUAUGUUUAUGUAAAAGCUAUGUAGCCUUUAUCUCAUGAUAAAGCUAAAUGAAAAUGUCACAUAGUGAAUACAUAGGCUGCAAAUAUGUUUCAUCGCAUAGCAUAGAAUAUACAUAGCACUAUGUUAAAGCUAAGAAACUUGUUGGAAAUAAAAGUGAAGAUCGAAAUGCUAUGUAAAAGCUAUUUUACUUUGAUGCAUAGUGAAUACAUAGGAUGCUAAUCGGAAGGAAAAGCUGAACUUUCUAUUGCAUAGUAAAUACAUAGCUAUUGUGGGGAAGCAGUAAAUACGACAGAGAACUCAAUGUAGUUACAUGUAUAUUUCAGACAACAUUAACACAACAUGGCGGUCAUAAAAGUAACGAGAGCGAGGCAGAAAAAGGUUCUGUUCUUGUGACGUAAGCAUUACAUAAAUGACCGCUGACCAGGUAACGAAUUACAUGAAAGGUAACGAAAUACACGUUCAAAUGUCACGAUUUAACUAUUUCACAUCCUCCGGGGGGGAGGGGGCGCGAAUGUCCUUGGCCCAAUCUGCAAUUCUCCUUAUUGCUCGUCGUGCUGCAUCUCUUUGUGGUCUCCUCACAGGGGUUGGAGUUUCUACUGCGGUUGCUUGAUCCUCUGUGCAACACUGUGCUUCCUUGGCGUGAACUUCUAGAGGGUGUAAUCUUGUUAUGGGACGGUUUGUUGUUCCAUUGGCGGUGCGUAAAUUUGCGGAACGCACAAGUCCAUCGCGACCUCUGUUAAUGGAUGUGACAAGUGCUAGUUUCCAGUUUACUCUAGGGCUAUCAUCAUGGAUUAGAACUACAUCACCAGCCUUCACGGAUUCUGUGUUGAUUCCUGAACCUUUGUGGAACUCUCGGAGGGAGGUAAGGUACUCAUGACGCCAUCGUUGCCAAAAGUGUUGGAUCAGUAAGGUGACACGUUUUGCCCUUCUUAGUAAAUCUGUACUUGUUUGGUAGGUGGGAUCACUCACUUCGUCACUUUCUACUGGUGGAUGUGGUAAUGACGUAAUUCGUCGGCCAUAAAGUAGAUGUGCAGGGGUUAAUGCUUCCUCAUCCUUAAUGUCUGAGGAAACGUAGGUUGGGGACGAUCGUUUAGAAUUGCCUCUACUUCAACAACAAUUGUCUGAAGAGUGCACAGGUUGACUGCAGCUCUGCCGAGUACCUUCUUGAUGGUGGAUUUGGUGAGACCGAUGAGGCGUUCCCAAAACCCGCCGUACCAAGGCGCCUUCUUGGGGAUGAAUAGCCAUUCAAUGCCUUCCCUUGCUAGUGUUUCCUUGAGCGCACGAGAUUGAAACAAUUCCUUUAGUUCAUUGUUCGCUGAUACAAAUGUUGAGGCAUUGUCAGAUAUUAGUUUCCUUGGAAGAGAUUUCCGACUUGCAAAUCUGCGAAAGGCUAGUAAGAAGGCUUCAACGGUCAAGUCUUCGACAACUUCAAGAUGAAUAGCCCUGGUUGUUGCACAAGUAAACAGACAUAUGUAGACCUUUGUUUCGAUUCCAGCAUUUCGAACAUACAGAGCUCCGGUGUAGUCCACCCCAGUGACUUCAAAGGGUUGUGUUUGUUGUAUUCUUGACUUGGGAAGGGGUGGUGGGUCUGGUGUAUUGUAGGCUGUUCCUGAGACCUUUCUGCAGGUUACGCAUUUGUCAAUUAAAGUUUUGACGCGUUGUCGGCCAGAAGGAACCCAAUAAGUUUGACGUAGGGCGGUGAGUGUUGAGUUGACACCUGCAUGAAGCUGUUUGACAUGGGUGGAGUGAAUUACAAGAUCUGUGAAAUGGUCUUUGCUUGGAAGUAGCAGAGGAAACUUGGUGUUGCCACUUAAGGGUGCGUUGUGUAUCCUUCCGCCACAGCGUAGAAGACCACCAUCAUCAAGGAAAAGGCGAAGUUGACGUACCAAAGUUGUACGGUGUCGCGACUUCGAGAGGAGGUUGUUAACUUCAGCAUGAAAGACAACAGAUUGACGAUUCUUCACCCAUUCUGUCAUGGCAUGAUCAUAUUCCAUGGCUGUAAUUGGGCCUUGUUGACUAAGUUUCUUCUGGAGAAGUUUUACAAAUCUGAAAACAUAGGCUGUAACACGUAGAAGCUUUGGUAAACUGCUGAAAUCCGAUGGAUUGAUCAGGCGAUGAAGGCCUUGCUGUUGAACUGGGACUGUGCCGUCUGUGGUAGACCCACCAGGAGAGGUUUCAGUUGCUGAUAAGUGAAGAACCUCUGUCGUAGGCCAUGAAGGCCACUGGGAUCUGUUUGGUAACCAUGUGGGACCAUGUUUCCACAGCAAGGAAAUCUCUAGUUGAUGUGCUGUUAUCCCUCUUGUGAGAAGAUCGGAGGGGUUUUCAGUUGUAGGGCAGUACUUCCAGUUUGAAGUUGAUGUCAGCUUCUUUACUUCUUGGAUGCGAGUGUUGACGAAUGGCUUCAACAACUUGGUGCUUUUGAGCCAGUGGAGAACAAUUUGGCUGUCAGACCACAAUGUGACUCUUGUAACUGGCAGUUGUUCUUGAAGAUAUGAAGCUAAACGUGCGGCUGUUAGAGUUGCCAUAAGUUCCAAUUCUGGAAGGGUGAGUUUCUUCCUUGUCGGAGCAACACGCGACUUCGCCAUAGCUAACGAUGACUGGUUUCCACGUACUAAGUAAGCAGCAGCUCCAUAGGCUUUCUGGCUUGCAUCAGCGAAAACAUGUAGUUCUGUAUCGCUGCUAUCGACAGAGACAUUAGAAGAGAAGUAGCGACGUGGGAACUCAAGUUUGGUUGCAUCUCCAAUCUCCUUUGCUACAGCACGCCAUUUUUGAUCAAGAGAAGGUGGAAGGGGCUCGUCCCAAUCAAUCCCUUCCUUCCACAGUUCUUGUAUUAGAAUCUUAGCCGCAACGGUGACUGGUUGAAGUAAGCCGAGUGGAUCAAAGACUUUUGCUGUUUCUUGUAACACCUCUCUCUUGGUUGACAACGGGGGGUAGAGGUUGCCUGUUUACAUGAGAAUCGUAGCGUGUCUGAAGUUAUGUCCCAUACCAUGCCAAGUACUUUUUUUAGUUGGACUAGUGUCGAGGAUUUGAUUUUUGGCUGCAAUAUGUUGAACACCAGGACUGUUUGAACUCCAUGACCUGAGAUUGAAGCCCACCGGUGACAUUUUGUUCCUGGCAUCUUGGUAAUAGUUGACUGCUGAAUCAUCAUCGUUUGUUCCCGAGGCGAGAUCAUCCACAUACAGAUUCCUUAACAUAUCCAUGCUGACUUGGUCUGUAGACUGUGUGAGGUGCUUAUUGAGAGUGGCAUUUAAGAUGAAAGGGGAACUUGUGGCACCAAACAUGACAGACUUGAAUCGGUAGACAAUGAAUUCACUCUCCGGGUCAUCCGUGUUAGAUAGCCAGUAGAAGCGCGUGGCAUCUCGAUCAGCUUGGUCUAGGUUUACAUGUAAAAUGCCUUUUCAAUGUCUGCAGUUAUAGCAUACUGGUGGAGACGGAAGCGUAGAAGUAUACCAGUAAGAUCAUUGAGAAGUGGAGGACCUGGCUGUAAGCAAUCAUUCAAGCUGGGUUGUUCACCUCGUUUGAAGCUGCAGUCGUACACAAUGCGUAGAGGAGUUGUGGUAGAGUCCUUGAGAACAGCGUGAUGAGGUAUGUAAUGACACACCCGUUGGUUGUUUCUGGAUUGUCCACUCUUUCGAUAAAAUCGCGAGAUUGUUGUUCUUGGAUGAUGUCAUUGUACAUGCGUAAUUUAUUAGGAUCUUCAGCUAGUUUUCUGACCAUGGAGCGGGUUCUCUGCUUAGUGAUUUCUGCAUUUGAUGGUAGAGGGGGAUGUUCUGGUCGCCAGGGUAGCUUUGCACUGUACCGGCCAUCCUCCAACAUGAUAGACGAGUUUUGAUAGUACUUCAGAAAGUCAACCGUUUCUUCUGAUGAGCUUGGCUGAACACCAACUGAUUCAAUCCGCCAGAAACGUUCCAAAUCAAAUUGUUCUUGAUGAUGCUCAGUCACAACAUUUAAAAUAGACGUGUUUAGGUUCUCUGAAUGGUUACUGUUGAGAGGGGGCCCGAAAGGAGGUAUCCUAUCUUUGAUUUGGCUGCUGUGGGACCUGGACCCUUGACAACUUCGUUUUCCACUAUGUCCCAAUAAUGAUCUGCACCGAUUAGAAUAUCAACUGUGAAAGGUGAAUCAUCAACGUUUUGUGCUAAUGACAGUCCCUUUAAGUGUGGUAGUUCCCUUACAUUGGCACCAGUGUAAGUAGUGAGGGGGGCAGCUAUUGUUGGUACAAUGAUCACGCGAAUGGGAAUGUUCUCCUCUUGAGCGGUUUCAACAAAAACGGUGGCAGUGUCAAUGCGUUUAACGGAUGAUGUGUUCCCACCAAAGGUUGACAGGGAUAUGGUCUCUUGCAUUUCUGGUUUCAGAUCAAGUUUGGUCGCUACAUCUGAAGUAAUGAAGGAGCGUUGAGACCCUUCAUCAAAUAAAAUGUGUGCACUGAUGUGGUUGUUGUGACUACCAACAGAAGCAACGGCUGUUUUCAGUAGAACGGGGUGUGUCUGCUAGUAUCACCAAUGUGGUAGGAUGAGACUGAAGGUGCUGUAGUCUUGUCUGUGGUGGGUGUACAUUGAGCCUUGUUUGUAGUUGGCGGUUCAGUGGAUGACACUAGGGAGUUGAUUCUGCAUUUUGGCAAAGACUGGUAUGAUGCUUUCGAUGGCACACCUUACAUCUGUUCCGUGACUUGCAUUUAGAUACUGAAUGACGAUUAAGACAGUUAAAGCAUACCCUUGCAUCACGUACAAUGGAGUAUCUCCUUCCCUUGUCUGUUACAACAUUACAAUCAUUUGAACUGUGUUCGCCCUUACAGAAAAGGCAUGUUCGCUUGGUAGGGCGCCGAUCAGUGGGAGGAGGGAGAACAGGUGUAGGUGGCUUUGAAGUCGUGAGAAAUGCAGCAGUAGCAGCAGUUGUUGAGUUGCUACUGAGUUCAUAAUCGCUAGAACUGUUCUGACCUGCUUCUAAGAUUUCAAUUUCGUUCAAGAUUGCCUUACGUAAGUUGUCAAGCUGCCACUCCUUGUUUCCAUUUUGCCUUGCUAGAUUCCUCUUAAUUCCAUUAGGUAACUUCUUCUGAAUGAUGGGAACAAGAAUAUCUCCAUACGUUUCUGUUUUCUUCCCUAGUGACUCAAGUCCCCUGAUGUGUGUUUCAACUGAGUCAUAGAAAAGCCUCAAACUACUUAAAUGAUCAGUGGGUGAUGGAAGGUUGAGCAGUGCCUCCAUGUGUGCAUUGAUAAUCUUGUGGGGUUGAGCGAAUCUAUCUUUCAAUAACUGGAUGCUCUUAGCGUAAUUGGCACUGGUUAAUGGCAACCCGGCAAUGACUCUUUCAGCUCCGUCGCGUAACUGUGCUCUCAAAUAAUUGAACCUUUGGACAUCACUGAUCGAAGAGUUAUCGUGUACUGCAGACUGAAAGGCGUCCCAAAACGAUUGCCAUUCAAGCGGGUUCCCAUUAAACGAUGGCAGUACAAGUUUAGGUAAACGAUUAGUUUGGAAUGUACUCACCGGCGGUGGUGUAAUCGGAGUAAUCGGUGGUGUAAUUGGGGAUUCUCUGCUGAAGCGGCUGUGUUACUUUGAAAAUCGCUACCUGACGUUCCAGUCGAAGGUGGGGAAUUGGAUUGUUGAUUUUCUUGUUCCGUUUGCGACGUAGAUGGAAUGGGUUGCUGAUUUGUUUGUCCCUUUUGCGGUGAACUUGACGGAGUACUGAUAUUCCCGGGACUGUGAGACAACACGUACUGGUCGAGGUUUCUUUUGGCGAGCUCAAUUAAAUUGUCGGUGAGGCAAACCUUCUCCACGAUAAGGCUGUCUAGUUCCUCUGCAUCGAGUAUUUCUGCUUCGAGUUCCUCAGGAGUUUCCAGUAAAACUGCUAUCUUAUCGUUAAGUUCCUUGAGGGUUUGUCUCUUUUGCUUUAACUGCUCCACGAGAGACUUGAGUAGUACAAUUCCGUUGUCGGCUAUUGUUCCUUCUGCAGUGUCAUCGAUUUUCUGUCUUAGUUUGGUUAAAUGUGCUUUGUGAGCUCUUCUUGACGCUAGCAGUUUCGGUAACUCUUCCAUCCUGGUCUCGGCACCAAAAAUGUGGGGAAGCAGUAAAUACGACAGAGAACUCAAUGUAGUUACAUGUAUAUUUCAGACAACAUUAACACAACAUGGCGGUCAUAAAAGUAACGAGAGCGAGGCAGAAAAAGGUUCUGUUCUUGUGACGUAAGCAUUACAUAAAUGACCGCUGACCAGGUAACGAAUUACAUGAAAGGUAACGAAAUACACGUUCAAAUGUCACGAUUUAACUAUUUCACAGCUAUGUCAAGACUAUGAAAAGAUUUUGAAUAGUAUUUGCAUAGGUAUUCAAAAGCUAUGUGCUUUUCAAAUAGCCUAAACAUAGUUUCAACAUAGAUUUUGCAUACUUUGGACUAUGUUGUUUGGUGUGUUACAUAGUUAAUACAUAGGCAGUAGUGAACAUAACAUAGCUGAAACAUAGUCCAACAUAGUAAACAAAUAGCAUGAGCAUAGGUUUUGCAUAUGUCUGGUUCUACAAGGGAUAUUUGCCCAUUUUUAAUGGAUUUUUACCCUAAAAAGGUCACCUAGAAUUUUCGGGAGCCCUUUUCCUGGCUGAAAUUUUCGAAAAGGUAAGUUUUGAUCCCUAUAAUUUUUGGAUCACUAGACUUUCAGCAAGGAAAUCCGAACAGAUGAAAAAUUUUUAGGGGAUAAAAAUAUGCCUAUAUCUACCGUUUAAAUACUAAAAUACGUUCAACAAUGCUAUGUUUAAGUGGUUUUGAAAUAUAUGCUCGUUGGGUGCCCCUGUAACAAGAAUUAAAUCCAUUUUAGGUGUAUCUGGAGAAGAGGUUCUAUAUGGAACAUCUGAUGGCAAAAUAGGCUUGAUUCAGUUAGGACGGUAAGAGUUUGUAUCAAAAUAACAUUCUGGGAAACUCAUGCCCAGCCACCCCUCCCCUAAGCCAAUAUUUUGCCCUUAGAAAGAAUUUAGUGUUAAUGUUGCAUUGCGGAGGGGUCUGGAGGUAGGCAGUUUCUUAGAAUAUGUGACCCUCCACGGGAUUUCAGGGAAUAAGGUGAACGCACGCACACGGCACGCUCGCACGCUAAAACAAAAGAACUAGCUUUUAACACGUUAGCUGCGUGUUAGUUACUUACCUCAUUAACAUCACAGCCAUUGUCUUCCUUCGCACAGUAGAGACAAAGGAACUUGUUAAGAUCUUGCUUCCAACUUUGCACGGUAUAACACGAUCACCGUGUCAAAUGUAUAGCUCGCUUUUUGAAGUUAAAGUUGCUUUCGAUUUCUACAAGCACUACGUCGUAAGCUGUAAGGCUUUCUAUUAGCUCACCAAUAGGAUUCUAGUUGUCAAUAUCCAGUUUAACAUCGAUCAAUGAAUCAACGAACAGAAUGGAAUGUCUCGACUUGUUGUCCGAUUAUUUAAUCCUGCGUUUGAGUUCUUCCUUUAAUUUUGAAUUCCUCGUUUUUUUAAAACAGCUUGCCAAACACGGGCCGAACGAGAGCAAUGUCCUCUGGUCUUAAAAUCGUAAACUUGUGAAGGUAGCAAGCACAAAUGCAUAUAAUUUUGACAAGCGUAAGCUUUAGUAUGAGAGCGAACGUGUAUGAUGCAAAGCGAAUCCUUCUUCUACUUCCUUUGACAAGUGAGGGAUUAUCCAGCAAGGAACUGUUCAACCGAACGGACUAUCAAUUUCAGCUUUAUUGAAACUGAGAAUUGCAUAUAUGCGCGCGCUACUAUAAAGGUUAUACACCCGAAACGUCUUGUUAUUACAGCCAUUAUGAGACUUUUGAUAUUUGUGACCUUACACGCGAAAACGUACACUAAUGACUUUCCGUUUUCAAACGGCUUUCCGUUUACAAGCGGUUUGUGUUAACCGUUCGAACGCAUUUGUCUUCCGUUCACUAGAAACAACCUGUUCGAAUGGCUUCGUCACCCGUUAGUUAGAAACAUCAAUCCGUUCGAACGACUUACUUACGCGUUUGUUAGAAACAUUAAACCGUUCAAACGACUUGGUCACCCGUUUGUUGAAGACAUCAGGCCUUUGGAACGGCUUGGUCAUCUGUAUUCUGGCAUUCCUUUGAAUUUUCUGUCGAAUGACAUGCAUGGGAGACGAGUUACGCUAUUCAUUAAAAAAAUUCACUUGUUGGAGCGGUCAUUUAACUCAAUGUUUUCAAGAUUUGUUUGACUUCAUUUGCACAAGUUUAUCAGCUUUAAACUCUCAUUUUGCCCUUUUUAAAACAACACGCGUACACAAGCGCCGAUUAUGGAGUGAAUUUUUUUUCCGAUGUAGCAGACUAUGAGCUUUUCAGCGUCCACGAUCCCUUAUCAGACGAAAAAUCUAAUCUUAAGAUAUCCUAUGUAAACAAAAUGUUUCAAAAGAACCCCGAACACUAUUGCUCUCCGCAUGUUUACAUGCAAACGAAAUAUUUUUUUGCCAACGACUUGUUCUACGUAAAAAACACAGAGAAUCAAAGAAGCCCGUGUAAUUCGCGCUCUUCUCAUUCAAAUGGAUAGUGCUGCGUUACCUAUCACUCACGUUUGCUUCAUGCAAAUUUGGUAAGAAUGUAAUCUGAGAAUUGCAACUAGAAAUAGAAUCACUGUAUUGUGAGAAUCCUGAGGGAAAGAGCCGUGAUUUGCGGUAAUGUUUUCUUUUUUUUUAUUAAAACUUUCGAAUAGGACGGUAGAUUUUCUUCAUUUUCGCUUAUAUUCUGUGAGUAAUAUACUUGAACAAAACCAUUCUCAAAGAAGAAGCUGACAAACAGAAGUAACGAUGUAAGCUGAGUUGUACAAGUUAAGAUAUAUAUAAUAGUGUGUUAAGAAUUCUACCGUGUUAAGGAAACAAAGGAACAUAGCGUGUUAUAAAAACAAAGCUCUACCGUGUUACCCAGAUAUGAACAAUGGUUACGAACACGCUUCCCAGUAUCAAUUGUUUUUAUGCGCAUAUCCACACGGUGAGCGUGUCAUGCCAUUAGCGUGCGAGCGUGUUAUAACGUGCCGUGUGCGUGCGUUCACCUUAUUCCCUGAAAUCCCGUGGAGGGUCACAUAUUAUCUUAAGGUUACUGGAUACCCUCAGGGGUGUCUCGCCACGAAAUGUGAAGUGUGUUCCAGUAAAACUUCAGAUACCUAAACCCUACAUCAAAUUAAAGCUUAUUAAACUGGCUUUCUUAAUAAACCAACAGUUUUUUCAAAAAUUGUACUGUCAGCUUUUUAGGAUUUUCUAUCCAAGUCUUGCUUGCUUAAAUUCCCUGCCCAAUUUUGCCCACCAAAGCUUUGUGUGUUGUGUUACUUGAAUCUUUGUCUGGCCACCACAAGAUUAAAUGGAACACCAAAAAAAAAUUAAUGUUGUUUGUUUGUCUCUCAUUUGCAGGCAUUCACCUAAUCACAAGUGGGAAAUUCCAAAUGACAAACGAAGUGGAGGUAGGUAGUGUUUUGUUGGCAUUCCUAUUACAGGUACACUGUAUAUUUUGUUUUUUAAAUUGAAUAUUAAAGAUCAUUAAUUUUUAGCAAACUGGUAUAGACCCGUGAGGUACAUAUUAUAUUAUGUAUACUCUUGGGCAACACAAAGAGAUUAUUUUAUUCUGCAUUUAUUUCACAGGUGUGCUGGCUUUAGAGACAUUUGAUAUAACUGCUGAUGGUGUGCCUGAUGUGCUUGUUGGACGUGAUGAUGGCUUAGUUGAAGUUUAUGGCUUUGAUGAAAUGGAUGAGCCAGUCCAUAGAUUUAAACAGGUAUCGCAAGUCAAGUCAUUGAAAAGACUUCAUUGUCCCUCCCCAAGACAAUCAUUGGAUCAGCCCUUAAAGUCCUAGUUCUGGCCCCUCUCUCUCUGUCAUGCAACCCUGGGAGAGGGAGGCAUUACAUGACUGAGAGGGAGAGGGGGAGAGAGAGAGGGGGGGGGAGGGCAGGGGGCAGAACUGGACUAGAUCAACCUCUGUGCCUCACGUAGGUGAUGAUCCAGGUUUUGUGAAUGGCCAGUCAUGGAUGUGAUUUUUGUUCCUCAAUCUGGGGUGCUAAAGGUGAAAAAAGGAGGCACCUAAAUUUACUUAAUCAAGGAAAUAAAAAACAUGGGAUUUCUUUGAAAUCAUUGUAAUGUAGCAUACAAACUAACUGAACUGAUUUGACUUCAGGCCAUGAGUGAAAGCAUUACUUCUAUUUGUGGUGGAUGUGUGAGUUCAUCUGGUUAUGAUGAGGUUAUAGCUGCCACAUAUGCUGGGUGGGUGUUAGGUCUGACAACAGAACCACAGCAGAAAGAGGCAGGGCCCACCACUGCAGCCCAGGAACCAAUCAGUGAAGAAGUGCAGGCCAGAAUUGACAACCUGAGGUUAGUUUAACAUACAAGCCAAAAUGCAGUCAAACCUCUUGUAAACGGCACUUCUACUAUGGACACCUCUUUGUUGUAGAUAGUUCUUAUGACCCCAACGAUAUCAGUAGCCACAUACACAUUUUCUUGUCUCCAUGAUGUCAAGACCUCUGGAUGGUGGGUGCGUCCCUUUGGCCUUCAUAUUAUAAGAUGUUUAGAUAGUUUUCAAAGUUUUCACUUGGGUGUUAUGUCCAUCUGGGGCUAAAAAGCUGAGGUGUGCUCUCCUUGUGGCAUAUUGCAUCACACUAAACUAAAAGAAUUCAUCACUGUCUCAAAUGAUUUACAGUGAGUUAUGUGAAGUUGUCACUGUUAUGAAAUAUUAUAAAAGGGGGCUGGGUAGGGGAAGGGGCAAAGAAGGAGUUAUUACAGUUACUCCUGUCAUUCUGAUUUAUUUUACAGCACUACGCAGAAUAAUAUACAUGUGAGUUCAAUAAUUGUAUACCCAAAAGUAGCAAAAUAAAUAUUAUUAGGAGGCUACAGUAUGUAGGUUUCUCUGAUAUGUAAAUUAAUUUACAUUUUAGUAAUUAAUUUUAAAAUACAACGUAUAAGAAGCACACUGGACUUAAGAAUAGGAAAUGUAUUUCAAUAAGCAAUGCCAUAACUGAGAGGAAGAUGAUUUAUUUUCAGACUGGAAAUAGAGACCCUUCAGCAGAAGGUGUUGAAAGAACGAGAAAAAUACCAGUUUACGGCACAUUCAGCCAAUGCCUUGUCAGCAAUUCCUCAGUUUGCAAUCAAUGACAAAUUUGCCUUGAAUAGAGAUGAUGCAAGUUACACACUGAGUAUUGAAGUGCAGGUUCCAAUUGAUAAUGUCUUAUUGCAGGUUUGUGGGUGAAUAAUUUGUUUCUUAUAUUACAUGUAUAUAAAGCUGUAGAAUGCUGAUUAUUAUAAUUUAAUAAUCAUAUCAGGGGACCACAAUUUUCUGGGUACCACUUUGCAUAGUCCCUGUAUAUUUGCAUCUUCUGAGAUCUUCUUGGUCAAUGCAUUUUGGCAAUGUAACUGUGGCAUUAAGUGGGAGAUUUGUUCAUUGACCCAAAUUUCAUAGGCCACAAGAAAUAGUUAAGACUGAGGAACCAGGCAAGGUACAAUUUAUAUUAUUCACUAGGUACUGGGAAAAUAUAAUGAUCUGAUUUUGAAAUUUUUUAAGUAUCUGUGACGAGUCUCUAAAUAGUGUUGUUUUUGUAGGUUUCUCUCGUCUCUGAGUUGUAAAUGUUUGCUGCAAAGUCUUGUACUUUUAAACUAGGGUCUCUGCAUCUAGGCCAGUCUUGUCCUUUAUCAUUCACCAACCACAAUCACAUGUUUAUUACACAAUAAUUAUUGUACCUUCGCUUUAAUAUGUAAAUUUAAAAAAUGGCUUAAAUUCUAGGGAGAAAUUAGCUAUUGAUCAAAGUGUUUUUUGUUCUAUCAAUAGAGUGAUGUUCCCAUUGAUCUUUUGGAUGUUGAUAAAAACUCAGCAGUGGUCAGCUACAGUGCUUGUGAUAUUGAGGUUUGUGCUAUUAUUCUCCAAACACUUUUCUAUUGUUGAUGUAGAAUGAAUGGUUUCGCCCUUUCUUUAAUGUGUUGAAGGUCUAGAUUUAUGUAAUUUGUUUCUGUUUAUACAUGUACAUUUUGUUUCAGAAUGGUAACUUUCUCUUAGCAACUUACCGAUGUCAGGCAAAUACUACAAGAUUGGAAUUAAAGGUAGUUAGGAAAUUAAUUAUUUUGAUGAUAGAAUAAGGUGGCCUUUAAUAUUACAAUGUAUUAUCUUUCCAUGUUAGUGUUUUGGGAAAUUGGCCAUAGCUCCAUCUAGUGAAAUUACUCUAGGAUUCUGGUCCUAUUGUAGAAUACAUGUAUUUACUUUUAGACUGCAUGCUAUGGCAAGAUUAUCUGUCAUUCUAAGAACCUUUAGAGCUGAGGAUAAAGUCAUAAAAUGAGGUUUUAUUUCAAUAGUAGCAUCAUCAUUGUAUGAUACUACUACAGAAAUAAAACCUUUGUGUUAGAAAGUUUGAAUAGUACCGUUUAUUGGGUAGAAUUUUGCAAGAAAAAAUUAAAUUUCUUUAACGUUGAUAAUUUUUUCUUUGGCACCUAUUAUGGGCAAAAAGGUUUGCAUUGGCCUGGAACCCAAUACAUUCAGUCUUCAAGAGUAUGGUGGAUCUCUCUUUGCGCUGUCCUCGAAACGACUAUAAUGGACAGUUCCGUUAUGUGUAUUAUACUUUUUAUUCAGAUCAGGUCAAUUGAAGGGCAGUAUGGCACUUUGCAAGCAUAUAUUACACCAAGGAUCCAACCCAAAAGCUGUCAAGUUCGUCAGUACAGCAUCAAACCUCUGUCAUUACACCAAAGAACACAUGUGUUUGAUGAUUCAAAGUAAGACAUCAGAAAAGUGUCAGAAAGUCUCUUUAUUAUUUAGAGUCAAGGAAAUUCUCUUAUUAUUUGUCUGAUCCAACAAUCAUCUUUUCGAAGUUCACAAUUGGUAUUACAUUUCAGAUUUUAGUUAGUAUGUUUGUUUGAGCUUUUUUUUUAUAUGCGAUGAAGAAAGAUGCCAGUCAUUCCAGUAAUAAAUUAUGUGUCAGGAAGUAGAAGGCUGGACACAAAAAAGUAGCUAUCAGUUUUCCCUGUUGUAAUAUGUUUGGGCCUUGCUUUUGCACAGGAUUGUAGUAAGGGAGUAUUUAGAAGCACCCACUUGUUUUUUAAGUAAAAUUAUUACAAGCAGUAGGACAAAGGGUACUAGAAAGAAUAAAAGGAUACCUGUUUCAAGCUGGUAAUUGAAAUAGUCAUCAUCUGACUAUUACCUGAGGCCCCGUGGCAGUAUGUUCAUUUUACUCCCUCUCUCCAUCGGUGCUCUGUUUUACGGGUAUUUAAAGGUACACUGUACUUAAAGCUACACUGAAACGAAAGAAGUCAAAACAAGGAUUUGAGAUCACACCUGGGAAUCGAAAAUGGAACCUUUCACACAGAAAGACAUGCAGUGCCAACCCUUUAUCGUAGCUCCGACUUAUUUUUGAGUGCUCAAAUAAACUAACAAUAGUUAAGAAAUAUAUAUUGACUGUUAAUAUUUUUACUUAUCAGGCCAAUGAACAUGCUGAAGUUAAUGGGUCAUUUCAGUCUCGCUGAAGUUCAUUCAUGGGUUUGCUUCUGCCUUCCCGAGGUUCCUGACAGGUUUGUUUGUGAUUAAUAAAUGUACUUUUAAUUAAUACUAUUAGAAUUUGACCUGGUUAGCUCAAUACCAGACUGAGGAGUGGAAGGUAGCCCUGGGUUUAACUACCAGCUAGAUGAACACUCACAAUAUUUUAAAAUAACUUUAAAAGUGCUUCUUUGUUCUGAUUUCCAAACCUCCGAAAUGGCUAGAAUUCCUUAUUACCAACUGCUGUUGUUUUUGUAGAACUCCAGCGGGAGAGCAAGUCAGUUUUCAUUUUCUGUCGACAUUCCUUGACACUCAGUUGGACUGCCAAUACAAGUAAGUACAGUAUUGUUAAGUACUUUUCAUGAUGCAACUGAGACAAAUAAAUAGAAACUUGCAUAUCACACAGUGAAGAAAUGGAACAAUCUCCCAAGUGUCUUUGAGCGCUUAAGCUCUUCUAGAAGAUUUUGACACUUGAUUUUACUGAUUUUAUUAUUAUAAUAAUUUUGUUAGAAAUAAUAUAACAACAACAACAACAACAAUGCUGACAAGAAUAAAUAAUUUUUAUAUGAUUCUGUGAUUAUUUAUAGGAAAGGAGAAGCCAUCUUUAAAUCAGACAAUAUUUCAACAAUAUCUAUUCUCAAGGACGUUCUUAGCAAAGAAGCAACAAAGAGAAAGAUUAACCUUAACAUAUCUUAUGGUUUGUCCACUUACUGUAUAUUAAAACAACUUUUAUUUAACAAUUAAUUCUUAAACUUCUGUGAUGUUGUUAUUUUCGUAUUGAUAGAAUGUAGUUGUUUGAAACAUGGUUAAAAGAAAGUGUGAAUGUUAUUUUUAAAGUGUCCACAUACUCAGGGAGAGUGCCACUGAAAGUGGAAAUUUUAAGUGAGACAACUGCGUCUAUAACACUCCUAUUCUGACCAUGUGGGCUUUUGUAUGUACAACCCGAUUAAAGUUGUGGAUUUGAGGGCUUUUCUGCUUCUGCUAAUUUUUCUUGUUAUUUUGUAGAUCUUAAUGAAGAUUCUGUUGUCCACACACUUAACCUAAUACAUCCCAAACUGGAAUAUCAGCUACUGUUGGCCAAGAAGGUCCAGCUAAUAGAGGGUCUUAAGGUUGGUGUUUGCAUGUAGCUGUGUGGUAAUUUUGAAAUAAUGUGUUGAGGGGUGUCUGGCCGAGCAGUUAACACCUCAAACUCCAAAACUGGAGGUCCAGGGUUCAAGCAGCCUCGCCCGUUGCAUUGUUUCCCUAGACAAGGAACUUUACUCCACUUUGUCUCUCUUCACCCAGGUGUUUAAAUGGGUACCAGCUAAAUACUGCUAACCCUGUGAUGGACUAGCAUCCCGUCCAGGGGGAGUAGCAAUACUCCUAGGCAUGCUUCAAGUUAAAGGAAACCAGGAUAAGCUCUGGUCAUUAUUUUGCUCCCUUGGCUUGUGUGUGCCUUUACCUUUUACCUUGUCAAAGGGUAUCCAAGUCCUGUGGAAAAGGUAAUGUCAUAUAUGGGCGAUAUAGGUAUGUCUGCCGUGAAGCAUGUGGUUUUAGAGCAGUUUCAUCUGGAAGAGGGCUCAAAAUUUCAGUUUCUUGGGGCAAAAGUAUUGUUAAAGCCAAAUAAAAAACAGCAUGAUUGUAUAGUCAUUUGUAUCCUUUUUAGGAACUACAGAUGCAUGAAAGUGACAUUGGAUUUUUUGCUCCAGAAUAUCAACAGAUUCUGGGUAAGAAUGUGUGAUUUAUGAUCAAAAUUUUGCCAAAAACUGAUUAUAGGAUUACUUAAAGCUGGUUUUGCUAAUGACAGAGUGAAGAGUCAUAAUAAGAAGUACAGUGCUCAAUAAUGAUCUUAUAAAAAUCAAAUCUUAACGAUUUUACAUCACCUAUGACUGUGUCACUUUAAAACUGAGCCUCUCUGUAGGUAACUGCGGAUGUUGUUUACACAGUGUGUUUUCCAUCAAAUCAUGGGGUUUUCCAAUCCUUGCAUAUCUAGAACAUUUUUUUUACUUGGUAAUGCUACUAACGAGAUUGAGGGAUUACAGUCCUGAGGACAGAAAUGGGAAAAUAAACAAUAAUAAAAAUAGUAAUGGGUUUAAUAAUCAAAAUGACUCUUAAUAAUGUGCAUUACGCUUUUUGGUAGAUUCACGUGACAGAUGCAUUGUCAACCUUGAUCAGAAAGGCAAUAUGAUCAUUGGUUAAAUAUCUAAAAUCCUUAUUUCUUCAAUUAAUCAAUCGUCUUGACUUCAAUUUCAUCGGAAAUACCUGUAGAAAGUCUCAAAACUAGAAUGAUUGUUGGAAUCACAAGAAAUGAGUCGGUGUAGAACUGUAUGAAUAAUUCACUCACAGUAUGUGGGAAUGAGCAUUGUGAUUGGCUUCCGCUUUUGCUGGUAUAGUGACUCUUAUGAUUUGAUUUUCACUAACUCAAGCAACAGAGUUAUAGUGAAGUCAGAAGAAACUGUAAAUGAUUUGGCUGUUACUACAAUGCGACAAUUACAAACUUAUGUCUAAGUCAUAUGUUUUUUUAAAAUUUGUAUAAUAUAAAUUUUAAAAAAACAUAUGACUUAGACAUAAGUUUAAAUUGUAUUAAGCAUUUUUACACUCUGCCACUAGUAAAAACCAUCCUUAGUUAAUAAGGGAUGAUUAUCAUGCCUUAUCAUUACUGUCUGUGUUGUUUACUCUAUUCCCUUUUUUCUUACACUGAUAACUAAGCUUCUUCAAUCUUUAAUUAUCACUAUUUUAUGUAGAUGAUGCAGAAAAUCUUCAGGCUGAAUACAAGAAACAGCCCUGCCACUUGGAAAGACUUUAUGGUAUCCUUGACAUCUAUUAGUGAUCAUAUUAUGUUUCCAGUCAUGAGUGUUGGGCAGUUGUCGAUGACAUCUUUUUGGAUCCUUAGAGUUUUCACCAAGCCAUAUUUUAUCCAAGGUUGUGAUGUUACAAUAUUAGACUGAUUUAGCAACAGAACGGGAGCAUCAGGUUACAACUGCUCACGCAAAUCAAACAACUGGCUUGACCAAUGGCAGAGCAGCAAAUUAGGCACCGGAAGUCGAGUUUGGUCCUUUGCACGCCCUUUCCUGUUGUCAAAAGAAGUUCCUGUUCUGUUGUUAAAUCAGCCUAUUAAUUCCUCCCUGGGGCCAUCUUUGGGAUGUAAUUUCAAAUACUGGUAAUAGUUAACUCCUUUCAUCACUUUUUUUCUUAACAAAAUGCCAGGCAUGAUAACUGAUCUGUACAUUGACAAGUUCAAAUUUAAGGUAAGAUAUUAAUGGAAAAAGUAAUCCUUCUUAAAUUCAACUUUCUGAUCCCAAGCUUAAGAUAUAUUAGACAUAUAUUUUUUUACAUGCGCAAUCAGGACACGUAUUACUUCCUAUCUAAUAUUUGAUCAUUUCUGUUCUCUUCUAUCGUAGUAUUUGCUCAACGUGACAUUGAUACUGUAAAGUUAAACAAUAUUUUUUAGACAUUCCUAACUUGUGCUGAGAUUUUUCUUUUUUCCUAGGGGAUGAAUGUGAAAAGUAAGGUUCCAAUCCUUCUUGAAGUGCUGGACAACUAUGAUUUACAAAAUCUUGUGGAAUUUUUCGAUGCAGCCUAG